Vespula pensylvanica (western yellowjacket) is the source of this 5060-nucleotide messenger RNA. RefSeq names its product phosphatidate cytidylyltransferase, photoreceptor-specific (gene Cds). Lineage: Eukaryota; Metazoa; Arthropoda; Insecta; Hymenoptera; Vespidae. The record is from RefSeq and is a predicted model, not a curated record. Gene Ontology annotation, molecular function: phosphatidate cytidylyltransferase activity. Gene Ontology annotation, cellular component: endoplasmic reticulum membrane. The transcript is spliced from 11 exons. Bases 440 to 1801 code for a protein of 453 amino acids.
GCUUUUCAUGGACGAUAAUGGAAAACUAAAUUUGGAUAUCCCUGCUUUUUUAUUGGUUGUUUUCAUUCGCGCCAAGACAAAUCGUUACUGCAUAGCCAAUAAUAUCUAAGCUAAAUGCAAUAGAAUUAUUUGCCGCUCCUCUGAUAAUACGACGAAAUUUGCUACUUGAAAAUCGUCCAUAGUGUUUUUCUUUCUUUUUUUUAAUCAUCGAUUUUCCGAAGAAUACCGAUUAGAUCCGAGAACGAACGAGACGUCGCUGCGUUAAUCUGGUAUUUCAUUCGCGCGAAUGGUUCGUCACGUCCGCCCAGUUUAGUAAGAUAAUUUUAUGCAUAUAAAUAUGCAGUUGUGUCGUUCGUAUCAACGGUCACAGACAGACAGCAGUAUUUAAGAUUUUAAUUUUACUUUGUUAAAAAGUUACAAAUCAUUCAUCCUGUAAAAAAUGUCGGAACUUCGAAAAAGAACUGUGGAAGAUGCGUCCGCAGCUACGCGGGAUGUCACUGAUGAUCAGCUAAUAACAGGGACGCGUCAACAUUGUUUGCCCCCGCUAAAGGAAGAAAUCGAAUCCGAAGAUGACGCGAAAUUGGAGGUAGAGGAUCUUUCUAAAACAUUGCCGCAAGGAACUCAUCAUACUCCUCAAAUUUUAAAUCCUGUUCUUUCUGGUCUUUCAGAUCGUUGGAAGAAUUGGAUUAUUAGAAGUAUUUCAACGUCGGUAAUGAUAGCUGUAUUUGGUUUUAUUAUAUAUGGUGGGCCAUUAGUACUUAUGAUUACGACAUUAAUAGUUCAAGUUAAAUGUUUUGAAGAAAUCAUUAAUAUUGGAUAUGCAGUAUAUAGAAUUCAUGGUUUACCAUGGUUUAGAUCUUUAUCCUGGUAUUUUUUAAUAACUUCAAAUUAUUUCUUCUAUGGUGAGAAUUUAAUGGAUUACUUUGCAGUUGUAAUCAAUCAAACGGAAUAUUUGCGUGUACUCGUGACAUAUCACCGAUUUAUUUCAUUCUGUCUAUACAUUGUUGGUUUUGUUUGGUUUGUACUGUCACUCGUAAAGAAAUAUUAUAUGAAACAAUUCUCUUUGUUUGCAUGGACACACGUUGCGUUACUUAUAGUAGUGACACAAAGUUAUCUUAUAAUACAAAAUAUUUUCCAAGGACUUAUAUGGUUUAUCGUACCAGUAAGUAUGAUAGUUAUAAACGACGUUAUGGCUUACAUGUUUGGAUUCUUUUUUGGAAGAACACCUUUGAUAAAAUUGUCUCCGAAGAAAACGUGGGAAGGUUUUAUAGGUGGAGGAAUUUCGACAGUUUUCCUUGGAUUAUUGAUGUCCUAUGUUAUGUGCCAAUAUCGCUAUUUCAUUUGUCCUAUCGAGUAUAGCGAAGUUUUAGGUAGGAUGACAAUGGAUUGUGAACCGUCUAGUUUAUUUCAACCACAAGAAUAUCUUUUGCCAAAGAGUUUUCAAAUCAAUGGAAAAGAGACAUUGACUUUAUAUCCCUUUUUACUUCACUCUUUGUCAAUGUCUAUAUUUAGUUCUGUCAUUGGGCCAUUUGGAGGAUUUUUCGCCAGUGGUUUUAAACGUGCUUUCAAAAUUAAGGACUUUGGAGACGUAAUUCCUGGUCAUGGUGGAAUAAUGGAUAGAUUUGAUUGUCAAUAUUUAAUGGCAACGUUUGUCAAUGUUUAUAUUUCAUCAUUUAUACAAACAGCUUCACCUCAAAAACUUUUGCAACAGGUAUAUAGUUUAAAACCAGAACAACAACUACAAUUAUUUCAAUCUUUAAAAGAUUCAUUAGAAAACAGAGGUCUGCUAAAUAUAUAUUGAUUUAAAAGAAUACACAUCUCUUAACGAUUAUUGCAAGAAUUUCUAUAGCAUACAAUGAAUGUAUGAGAGAAAUUAUUACUGUCAUUUCUGUAAGUGUCAAUCAACAGGAUGUACAAUCGAAGAAUAUCAGUAACUGAUAAAUAGAGAUUAACCAAUCUCUGUUACAAUCUUUUAUCGAAAUCGUAGAAAAUUGAUAAACAUGCCAUAAAAUAUUUGCGAUUCUUUGUGCAUUCCGCAUAAGUUAGACGAAAUAUUGUAACUGAUUCUUUACGUGCCUCUUAUUAAGAAAUGCCACUUUCUUUUCUAAUAGCACAAGCCAAAGAAUAUUGCCUUUGAUAAAUCCUGUGUUUUGUAUAUUAGCUUUUGCGUAUCAAUCUUUAUAAUCAUAUAUUUACUUCUUUAAUCAGGUACAAAUAAUGUUCAACAAGGGAACAUAUUUUUCCAUCCAAUUAUAUAUUAAAUAUUACAAGUAUCUAUAUUUAUCAGAUCUCAAUACAUUAGUUGCUAAUAAUUACGCAUUUAUGAAUCAAUUUUGCAAGAAUGUCUUAUUAGACGUGCAGCGUAAUUUUUUUUAAUAAUUGACAUUCAACGAUUAUUAUAUAUAUAUAUAUAUAUAUAUAUAUAUAUAUAUAUAUAUGUGUGUAUGAUAUAUAUCAUAUAUAUAUAUAUGUAUGAUAUAUAUGAAAAUCAAGUGAAUUAAUUUAUUUAUAUUAAUGUGGAUACUUGCAUGUUCCUCUAGAAAAUUAUAUUUACUAUUUGUUGCGGAUUAUACAUUAUAUGCAAGUAUUAAUAGCAAUUCUGAUUAGACAUUUUUAAGAAAAAAAAUAUAGGACUUAAGAAAAAAUAUAGAUUUCAUCUUGUAUUCGAUGUUGUAUAAAAUAUUUAUUUAAUAACAAAUUAUUAUAUAAUGACACCUAAAUGAAAUUUAAAUAUUUUGUGAGAGUAUAUAAUUCUUCCUUAAAUAUUUAUAUUUCUUUGCUCUAAGUUGAAAAUUUUGACUGCGUUGAAUAAAAACUUGUUGAAUGUCACAAGAUAAAGAACAAUCCUUCUAUAUAAGAAAUCUUCCCAAAUUAGAAAAGUACAGUAUUGUAACAGAUGCAAAUAUAGUGGUAUUUAUCGUUUGUUUUUAUAAAUUUUAGUACUUAUUAUUUCUAUAAUAUAUUCUAAUGUACUAGAGAUUUCAUAAAAUUUAAUUAUAUUGUUUUUUUUUUCCUUUUUUUUUUUUUUUUUUUGUAUAUAUGUAUGUACCAUAAUGGUUAAUAUGUUAUAAAAGCGCAAAUACAAACGAAGAUGUUUCCAAAUAUCGCACGUCUGUACUAAGUUGUGAUAAAUGAAAACAUCGUUGUUUGCAGAAUAAACAUAACUGUAAUAUGACGAUACAUUUAUUUAAUAAGAUAGAAAUGUUAUGAUUUAUCAUUCUAUUAUUUGAUAUAGUAAGAGCUCUAUAAUAAUUUGAAAAAUUGCAGAGCAUGCAUAAACGUAACCGAAUAGUUACAAACAUCGGCACCUGAUAUUAUUUCAUUUUCAAACGUUCCUAAUAUGUAACCUUGAAUUGCGCCAAUUGUCAACCAUAAAAAUAUUAUUAACGUUUAAUACUAUUUUCCAUGCAUUCUAUAUUAUCUGUUAAGUUGACAUGGCACAAUUACUUGGUAUUUUUAUGUGAUUGUAUUACAUUUCCAAAUAAAAUGCUGUAAGUCUUUCUUGCAGUCGAUGAACCAGAUAUAUAACGCGCGGAUAAAAUACAAAAUGUACCUAACUAAUAUAAACUAAUGUUUGUACAUUUCUUUAUUAUUACAUUACGUAUUAACAGAUUUUGAUGUUGAAAUCUAAAUGUUAAAGAAAGUUAUGGUCUAUUUGAAUUAGAAGAUAAAUAGAGAAAAAAAAAGAAAGAAAAAAUAAUAGAUAAAUGGUUAAAGAUAAGUAUAUUUAUUUAUUAGACAAUAUAAGAAAAAAAUUAUAUAUAUAUAUACAUAUACAUAUACAUAUACAUAUAUAUCUAUAUCUGUAUGGAUUUAUGUAAUGUAACAUAAAUUCUCUAUUUUAACGUACGAUACUCUGUAUGUAUAAAAGGAGAUUUAUGUGCAGUAACAAAUAGAUUAUAUAAAUAAACAUAUAUGAAACCGAUAUAACUUAAAUACAAAUUUAUAGUAAUAAUAUAUUUAUGUAGUGACAUUGUAACAAUAAAAUAUGAUUUGUCGUUAUAUAAGUGACAUUUAAUUCUUUAUCGAAAACUAAUCAAAAAACUCUCUCAUAUUUGACAAUAUAUUUUUAUAUAAAAAUACUAGAAAUUUUAUUGUUUUAAUACUUGGAAUUUGUAAUUAUCGUAGACUAUCGGAUAAUCAAAUUUCAAAUUUCAUGAUUUCGCUAUUAACGUUAAUGGGAUAAAAAGAAAAGUGAAACUAACAUAAGAAAUACUAGAUUUUUUUAAGUCUUUAUAGGUUUCUUAUUAAAUAUCAAACAUUUAAAAAUACAUCAGAGAAAAAACUUUGUUAUUGCAUAUUGCAGUGUUAUUGCUUAUUGCAUUCUUUAAUAUGAUCAAUAAAGAAAAAAAAAAUUAAUUAAGAGAAAUCAAUGUGUAUAUGUAUAUACGUAUAUACACACACAUGUGUAUAUUUGAAAUAUCACUUCAAUGCCUCGCAUUGCAGAUAGACAUAAACGUAAACAAAAUAAAUGAUCGAGCUCUCGACCUCGAGUCAAGCUCGAAGCUAGCAGACACAUCACUGCGUCACGACAUUCGCUCGUGUAAACAUUUCAUUCAUAGCGUUUUAAAAAAAAAAAUGAAAUUCUUUCUUCUAGAAUUUUUGCGAUCUUUUAUAGAUACAUAUGAAAAAGGAUUUCAACAUGCGUUAACUGCCACAUGUUACAAAAAAAAAAAAACAGGACAAUCAGUAUUGUUUACCAUGUAAUUUGUUUUAUAAAUUACGCGAUAAGCAUUACCGAACCGAUCGACUAUAUAUUAAUUUUUUAGUAUCGAUCUUAUUAAGUUGAUUUUCAUAUUACGAACAUUAGGUUUAAACGAACAAAUGAUUAUUCGCAUUGAUAAUAUUAUCGAUAAUGUGUUGUAGAUUAAGUAUUCUAUAAGAAACCUAUUAUUAACUUCUUUUCAUUAUUUUUUUUUCUUUUUGUUUAUCUGCGAUACCGUGCAAUAUAAACAAUUAGAAUUAAUUGUAAUAAACAUUGAUAUGUGAUAUUUAAUGUCGUCGGUAAAAAAGCAAACUGUACUUAAACGUAAUUGAAAUUACACGAAAGAUUUAAGUUU